Messenger RNA from Halteromyces radiatus, 1089 nucleotides. RefSeq names its product Sucrase/ferredoxin-like-domain-containing protein. The record is from RefSeq and is a predicted model, not a curated record. The transcript is spliced from 2 exons. The annotation marks the transcript as partial. Lineage: Eukaryota; Fungi; Mucoromycota; Mucoromycetes; Mucorales; Cunninghamellaceae.
UAUGGAAUGGUUUGCGAAUCAAGUCAAACAGUUCUAUGAACAAUCUCCACCACCUCCUAUUAUCUCUUUACCACCUGUAACUCAUCAAGACUUGAAUCCAAUCAUUCCAAUCAAGUGUGAAGGUUGUGUUUUGCCCUGUACUUCUCAUGAUCGCAUUCCAUCUCAUCUCAACAUUGACCAAACUCGUCCUUUACAUAAUACAGUUACUCCCUAUGCUCUUCAUUUAGUUGUCUUCACUGGUCAUUCCGACUGGCCGGGUCAUAUUGAAGAUGACGGUAUCACAGGUGCAUUGAUCGAAUGUCUUGAUAAACGACGAAAACGUCAACGUCAACAAAAAGUAUUACCUUGUACUCAACGACCACCUCAAAGUGUUUUUCGUAUGUAUGGAACAACUCAACAACAACAACAACAACAACAACAACAACAAAGAGUUCUUGUUACCAAUACUUCUUUACCAUCAGCCUAUUCCUCAAAAGGAUUGGAUAUUCUUGUAUUACCAGACAAUAUGAUCAUUGCCAAUGUGACGAAAAACAGAUUGCCAUCUUUUGUGGAUUUUAUUUUUGGUCAUCCUACAUCAGAUUUCGAUAUUCAUCCUUCUCCUUGGCAAAACCUCAUCUUGGUGUGUGGACAUCGACGGAAAGAUCGUAGAUGUGGUACUAUUGGUCCCAUGUUAGAACAAGCUUUUCAUCAAGCUAUUGAAAAUGAUAUAUUAAAAGACAAAUGCAAGGUGAUGUUGGUUAGUCAUUUAGGUGGUCAUGUUUUUGCUGGCAAUGUAGUUUUAUAUACACAUGGAGGUUUACGAUCUAUAUGGUAUGGUCGGAUUACUCCUUGUCAUUGUCUUGAUAUCAUACGUUAUUCCAUUCAUCAAGAUCAUGUCUUACAAGAAUUUGUCCGUGGUAUUCUUCAAGCCGGUGCUGAUAUGGAACAAGAACCUUCCAUGAAUUUAUCUUUAGAAUGGUAGUGUUUUCUUUUUUCUUUUUUUCUUCUUAUUAUCAUUUGUACAUACAUCUUUUUACCCUUUGUUCCUGAAUCUUCUCUUCAUAUAAUUCAAAUAAAAGCGCAGGCCAGCUCUCUCUUUUUUUAAUAUCA